CUGGGCAUUGAGGGGGCAUGGUGGGAGAACCACUACACAUGGGGAGCCUGGUGGUGGAUUCUAAUUCUGCGGUUGAGUCUCCUCACGUGACCCCAGUCAGGUCCUGACCCUCCUGGGCCAGGAGUCUGAGGGAAUGAGCUCCCCCUGUAGGUCCGGUCCUUGGUCCAGACUCCAGCCUUGCCUCUUCUCCCAGCCUCCUCCGGGAAGCCUUCCCUGAUGCUGCUCCGCACUCUCUCCCCUCACCAAAGUGCCCUGUUUAUCUGGAAGUCAGCGUCCGAUUCCGAGGAGAAGGGGCCGUUUCCUGCGGGUCCCCCCACCGAGUGGAGAAGGGGGGGUAUCCAACCUGACCCCGGCUCUCAUGGCCCUCCUUUGCUCCCCAGGACCUGUUCCCCGUGGGAGGGAGCAAGAGGAGGAAGGGAUGGCUCCGGUGCUUCUGGCCAGGCGCAGACAGGAUUAGCAGUUUCCAAACCAGAUGUUAUCUCUCAGCUGGAAGCAUCUUGGAUACCAGAGCCAGAUACUCCAAGAAGCAGCUGUCCAGAGAGCAGAGAAUAUACUGGAGAGAAACCUCUUGAAUGUAGUGAAUAUGGGAUGGCUGUCAGAAGCAAGGAACAUCUUGCUGUGCAUCGGAAAGUUUAUACUGGAGAGUUUAUUUAUGAAUGUAAGGAGUGUGGGAAGGCUUUCCCCUGGAAUUCAGUACUUAUUCAACAUCAAAGAAGUCAUACUGGAGAGAAACCUUAUAAAUGCAGUAUAUGUGGGAAGGCCUUUAGUAUGAAGGGAAAUCUUACUCAACACCAAAUAAUUCAUACUGGAGAUAAUCCUUAUGAAUGUAGUGAAUGUGGGAAGUCCUUUAGUUCAAAGGCAAAUCUUACUCGACAUCAGAUAAUUCAUACUGGAGAUAAUCCUUAUGAAUGCAAUGAAUGUGGGAAGUCCUUCAGGAGUAAAGCACACUUUACAGUGCAUCAGAGAAUUCAUACUGGAGAGAAACCUUAUGAAUGUAGUGAAUGUGGAAAGGCCUUCAGGAGGAAGGCACAUCAUACCAGGCAUCAAAGAAUUCAUAUUGGAAACAUUCUUUAUGAAUGUAAGGAUUGUGGGAAGGGUUUCCUCUACAAUUCAGCAUUUAUUGUACAUCAAAGAAUUCAUACUGGAGAGAAACCUUAUGCAUGUAAUGAAUGUGCAGAGGCAUUCAGGAGUAAGACACUACUUAGUGUUCAUCAGAGAAUUCACACUGGAAAGAGUCUUUAUACAUGUAAUGAGUGUGGGAAGACUUUCCCCUAUAACUCAGUACUUAUUCGUCAUCAAAGAAUACAUACUGGAGAGAAACCUUAUAAAUGUAGUUUAUGUGGAAAGGUCUUUAGAAGGAAGCAACAUCUUACUGUGCAUCAGAGAAUUCAUACUGGAGACAUUCUUUAUGAAUGUAAGGAGUGUGGGAAGGCUUUCCUCUACAACUCAGCAUUUAUUGUACAUCAAAGAAUUCAUACUGGAGAGAAACCUUAUGCAUGUAGUGAAUGUGCAGAGGCAUUCAGGAGUAAGACACAACUUAGUGUUCAUCAGAGAAUUCAUACUGGAAAGAGUCUUUAUACAUGUAAUGAGUGUGGGAAGACUUUCUCCUAUAAUUCAGAAUUUAUUCGUCAUCAAAGAAUACAUACUGGAGAGAAACCUUAUAAAUGUAGUUUAUGUGGAAAGGUCUUCAGAAGGAAGCAACAUGUUACUGUGCAUCAGAAAAUUCAUACUGGAGAGAAACCUUAUGAAUGUAGUGAAUGUCAGAAGGCCUUCAAGUGGAAGGCACAACUUAAUGUACAUCAGAAAUCUCAUGCCUAGAGAAUAUCUGCAUCAGAAAAUUCAUACUGGAGAGAAAGUCUAUGAAUGUGAUGAAUAUGGGAAGCCCUUUAGACUGAGGAUUCAACUUAUUCAACAUUAAAGAAUUUAUACACAAAAGAAGCCCUAAGUGUAAUGCAUAUGGGAAGACAUUUAGACUAAAGGAAAUGAUGAGGGCAUUGGUUUGAGAAAAUCCUGGGAAGAUCUAGAUGAAUAGAAGAAGAGGAAAGUAAUCUGAACCAUGGAAUCAUUAUACCCAAUAACAGCAGUAUUUUAAAGAUGUUCAAAUUCUGUUUACCUCCAGAGAGAAAACUGACAAAUUUAGUAUAAAUUGAAGAAUCUUCAUUCUUUUGCUUUUUUUUUUUUGAUUUGGCUAAUAAAGGGAUCAAUCUCAUCUAAUUUCUUUUUUCAUAUAAUUCCAUACAUAUAAUUGAUAACAUUAAUUAACUUCUCAAUGGAUGGAGGGAGACUGCAUUUAGAAGUCAAAAUUUAAAAAGAAUGUUAAAAAUAAAAUUUUUGAAUGAUGAAAAAAAAUUGUAAUCAUCCACAACAUUGACUUAGAUUACUGAACUCUAAGACUAGAUUAUGAUUGAGUCUGCAGCAUAGAGGAAAAGUCCAAGAUUUCCAGCUGCCUCAUUCACAAAUCUAGCCAGAUGUGGGGCCAAUUCAUGUAGGUCCAAAUGUGGGCUCUAGGGUAAUUGAAGGCUGGGUAGGUAACUAAUGGAAACACUUAUUCAAAAUCAUUCUAGGGCCUAUGUAAAGUUUUACAUUCUUAACCAAAAAAAAUUCUGAAAUGUAAUUUUUUCCACCCAUGUGAAACAUAUCAUUGCCUCUAUCUUUAGAACAUGACACAGUGAAAUUUUUCUACAGUAAUCAAAUAUAUGUAGAUUUUAGUAGGGAAAAACCCUCAUAAUUAUUUAGGCCAAAUGAAGGGGGAUAAAAGGAGUUAACUUAUUUACAAGAAUCACUUAAUAUCAAGGUUAUCAAAGGUUUUUGGUUUGGUUUGGUUUUGGGGUUUUUUUUGCAGGGCAGUGAGUGUUAAGUGACUUGC
This is a messenger RNA of Dromiciops gliroides (monito del monte), 2866 nucleotides long. RefSeq names its product zinc finger protein OZF-like. The coding region runs from base 217 to 1818 and encodes 533 amino acids. NCBI's taxonomy places the organism in Eukaryota, Metazoa, Chordata, Mammalia, Microbiotheria, Microbiotheriidae. Gene Ontology annotation, biological process: negative regulation of transcription by RNA polymerase II. The transcript is spliced from 4 exons. The record is from RefSeq and is a predicted model, not a curated record. Gene Ontology annotation, molecular function: DNA-binding transcription repressor activity, RNA polymerase II-specific; RNA polymerase II transcription regulatory region sequence-specific DNA binding. Gene Ontology annotation, cellular component: nucleus.